Clonostachys solani is the source of this 180-nucleotide messenger RNA. NCBI's taxonomy places the organism in Eukaryota, Fungi, Ascomycota, Sordariomycetes, Hypocreales, Bionectriaceae. The record is from the annotation of a GenBank genome assembly.
AUGACCCUGACUUUUGAUACAGAGAGGGCCAAGGCCCAUAUCCAGCGUUUCAAUAACGAGACCGUGGUUUAUAAGCCUUCUCCGAAGACGAAAGCCAGAUACGACCUGUCAGAUGGGCCUCACAAAUGGGCGUGGCGGUGGAACAGACUUAGGUUAAUCUCGCAUCACAGACUGAAGUAG